This is a messenger RNA of Agrilus planipennis (emerald ash borer), 3395 nucleotides long. RefSeq lists its product as uncharacterized. The record is from RefSeq and is a predicted model, not a curated record. Gene Ontology annotation, cellular component: nucleus. The transcript is spliced from 3 exons. Gene Ontology annotation, molecular function: protein binding; nucleic acid binding; exonuclease activity. NCBI's taxonomy places the organism in Eukaryota, Metazoa, Arthropoda, Insecta, Coleoptera, Buprestidae. The coding region runs from base 1065 to 3182 and encodes 705 amino acids.
GUUUUUUAUGUGACCUAUGUACCUAUCUAGAUAAAAGCAUUUGAUUCAUUAUAAUAUUUAUAAGUUUAGUUGUGGGAGGUAAUCCCCGAAACUACUCAUCCGAUUUAAAAAGUUCUUUGGCCCAUAAUUAGAAUGGACUUUCAGGGUGGACAUAGACAUUAUAUUAUUCCAUUAAAAUAAAAGGGGUUUUCGUGGUGACCAACCUUGCAACGUAAAGCGGCGAAGAAACGGUCAAGGGAAUGCCAUGCAAACAAAUUAAUGAACCCAGUUUAGUAUUGCGUGCCAAUCAUGUUCUUUUAAUUGUUUGUACUUUCAUCCGCGGUUUCACGAGGCACAUACGUAUCAUUGAAAAAAUCACGCAAGACGCGUGCGGAGUUCACGCAAGUAAACGGUAAUAAUACGACUGUGCUUAUCGUAAGAAAGUACUUGUGGAGUUCCCGUUCACGUCUGACAAUAGUGUAUCAAUUAUAAUACAAAACAGUAUCUUUUCAAUCGCUUCGUAUUUCGUGUCAUUCUCGGAACGGUUACGUGUAAGUUCGUGACUGACCGCGACCGCCUCACGCCCGCCAGCCACGUCGAAGUUGCCCCGAUCGACCUGCGAAGUACUUACUACACGAACUUCGCUCGCACGCUGUGCCUGUAUAUACGGCAGCUACUGGCGUCAGCCAGACAGUUUCAGGUGAACCGUUGCCACGAAAACGUUGCGAGAGAAACGAAUGGGUGCCGGUACAACCACUACCAGUAAUACCAUAAGCGGAUUUUCGACGAUGCUUGUAAAUGACCGUUUCGCGUUUUUCUAUAAAAUACGAAUGAAAACUACUGUUCGAAUUACACGCGCAGCUGUGGAACGUUGAUGGCAACACGUUAUUUUAUCGAAUUUCGAAUGAAGCGUUGUUCCGCCUGUACUUUAGCCACUACUCGUUCAAUUUCUAUACAUGCACGCACAGGCAUCUGCUGAACGACACGAUUAGUGAUUUAUUCAACGAGUUUACGUACGGUUAGUUUGAGAUUGACCGCGUGUAUCUGAAAGACGCGAAGUGUGCCGAUAAUCGUUUAAUUCAAGAAUGGAAAACGAAAAGUUCAUUGGUUCUACCAUAAUAAUUGGGGCUGUAGUUGGUGUUUUUGUCCUUAUAACAGCUUACAUCGUUCGUCUGUUAAAGGCGGACACAAAACAAAAUGAACGAAGUCUCGCCGGAAAGGCAUCCGAACAACAGCAGCAACAGCUACGUCAGAAGCAAAAAAAGGAACACCAUCACCAACAAGGGCACGCCGCUUCCGGAACUGCAUCGUCAGUCAAGAAUAAGAAGAAAACUGCCGAUUCCCGUUGGAUCGGAAGAAGCGACAAGCAAACUUUUGCGCACCCGUGGCUUCUGACCUCACUUAAAGGACACACUGGACAAGUGCUCGACAUGGAUUUCUCCAGUAACGGAAAGUAUCUCGCUUCUUGUGCGGAAGAAGAGCCGGACCCUGGCGGCGACCAGGGCGCUACCAGUUGCUCCUCAUCGUCUUCGUCAUCUUCGUCGUCGUCGUCGUCGUCAUCAUCGUGUUCCUCCUCGUCCGACUGUAACAAAGAGAACAGCGAGCCGUCGAGUGCGGCCCCGUCUCCCCGAACCACCAAGGGUCUGUCGCGUCGUCAGCGCAAGAACAGACGUCGCGACGACAGCUCGCCGCCAGAGAACACCAACACCAAGAAGAAGCCCAAGCCAAAAAGGUCCGAUCAGUUCCUGAACAAUAGCAACAGUAGCAACAACGGUAGUAACAACAACAUUUCCUCCUCCAACCACUUCAUCAGCAAGAGGUCGAUACCACCACCCCACGUGUCCCUCAAACAAUUCGUGAAACUCAACAUCUCAGAGCGGGACUUGGCGUCGUUCCUACGGGCGUAUCUUCUCAGUCCCGAGCAGAUGUUGACGAUGGGUUACCCGGUCGAGAGCAGCUUGCAUCCGGGGAAGGCGAUCAUAUUCAAGAGUCCCAUAAGUGUGCCCUCCUAUAGUAUUAGUGAUUACAGACACGCAAAAAUUGACGUGAACAAGUCGCGAUUUGACGUGAAUGCACGUGAAUUCGUUCCAGGACGUAGAGGAAGCAACGGCGGGUGCGUGGAUUACGCUCAUAUCAAAGCCGAAUGGAAUGCGAAUCAUCACGACAGCGGCAACGGCUCAUCGGGCAGUUCGAGCGAUCUGGACGACGGCGAAGACGGUGGCGGAAGCGAGGCGUCGAAUACGACGACGACGUCGUCGUCAAGCGACAGCAACAUCAGCAGCAGUAAUUUCACAAAACUAGACGACGAUUGCGACACGUCGUCGUCGGUCGCUAAUAAAUUAGUGAACAAGAUUAAAGAGUGCGACUUGCACGGUGGUGACGUGGGCGAGGAACGCAAGUGUGUCAGGUGCGGCAAGGGAUUCUAUGUGGGUAGCGAUAACGAAUACGUUACCCAAGAACAAUGCCAGUAUCAUUGGGGCAAGUUGCGUAACGUGACGGGUAGACAUACCAAGAACUUGGAUAACGACAAUAGUGAGUACGCAUGUUGCCGUGGAAAAAGCGAUUCGCGCGGUUGCACGACGGGCAAAUUUCACGUGUGGAACGGACUGGCGAUCGGUUUCAACGGCCCUUUCGACUUGUACGUACGCACGCGACCCCGCAAAACGCCGCCCCCGGACGGCAACUACGGCGUCUAUGCUCUUGACUGUGAAAUGUGUUACACGGCCCAGGGACUCGAACUGACCAAGAUCACUGUCAUAGGUGUCGACGGACGUCUGGUGUACGAUUGUUUCGUUAAACCCGAAUGCGAAAUCGUGGACUAUAAUACGCGUUUCUCCGGGAUCACGGCCAAGGACUUGAGCAGAAAAGGCACCACGAAAACGUUACGGGAAGUGCAAAACGACCUGAUGGGAUUCAUAAAUGCGGACACCAUCCUCAUAGGGCACGGGCUCGAAAAUGACCUGCGCGCUUUACGUAUAAUACAUUCGACAGUAAUCGACACAGCUGUGACUUUUCCACAUUACAACGGAUUGCCGUAUCGGAGGUCCUUGAAAUCUUUGACGUCCUGUUUUUUGAAAAGGGAAAUACAGCAGAGCGGACAUGGACACAAUAGUAAUGAAGACGCGAGGGCGUGUAUGGAACUUAUGUUGUGGCGGGUCAGGAAAGACUUCCGAAGCAUCCUCGACCAUUACCAUCAUCAGUAGAGUCGAUCUUCGACACGACGACUACGCGCCCUCUCCCCUCGCGCCGCCCCCCUUCCCCUAAAACUGUAGGCGGCUCAUUUCGACAACGGUCAUUCAAUCUCAUUGUGCCUUUAUUUAUUAUGCAUCUCAUUUCUUCGUAAUCAUUUUUAAAUGUACUGUAAGAAAUGUGAUUUAGAUUUUUAUCUUUACAAGUAAAACAUUUCUUGUUUAUAA